Molecule: messenger RNA, 1731 nt
Organism: Linum trigynum
Lineage: Eukaryota; Viridiplantae; Streptophyta; Magnoliopsida; Malpighiales; Linaceae
Source: the annotation of a GenBank genome assembly
AAUUUAAAAACAUGGGCUUUAAUUGGGGUUUAAUUUUGGUGUAGUUUCGUGCGAGUCAAGUUUUUGGCGCCGUUGCCGGGGACAACGGUAUGUUAUUCAGAAAAAGUUGUUGGUUGUUAAUCUAGCUUUUAAUUUAUAGUUUUGUAAGUGUGUGUCACGUUCUUUGCUUGUGCUAGACUUGGUGUUUUCCGAUUGUGUGUAGGAGGUGCAUGACCCGGAGUAACCCGACGCCCUUGGUACUACUUGACGAGGACAUAAACCGAACUCUUCGACUCCUAGCAAGGGAGAGAGAGCUAGCCGAGGCAAGGAGAAGGAGUGAGAGAGGGGGACAACAAUUGGGUUCCGGUGUUAGUGGAGAAGUAGUUGAAGAAGUAGAAGUUGAGCCCGUCAUUGAAGAGGAAAUGGUGGAGAAACAAAGGCAAGAUGGAGCAGCUCAAGUCCGCCAUAUGAAUGAGGAGGCGGGAGAAGAAGGAGCCCCUAGGACGAUGGGGGUACUAUAUGGCCCUAAGGCCGGCCGACAUUCAAUCGCCUAUCAUACAUCCUCCGGUGGCGGCAAACAAUUUCGAGAUCAAGCGGCUCUAGUGACUAUGAUACAAAACAAUGCUCUCUUCCACGACCAUGAGAGCAAGUCACCAAGAGAGCACGUGCAGAGAUUCUUGUAGCUCGUGAGGAGCUUGAAGAUUAAUGGUGUGCCGGCCGAGGAUUUGCAACUAAGUCUUUUCCCAUACUCACUCUCGGGGAAGGCACUUAGGUGGCUAAACAACCGCCCACCUCGGUCUAUCACCUCAUGGGACGACCUCCUUAACAAGUUUAUGGCUCGUUAUUGUCCGCCUUUGAAGGCGAUGGAGUGGAGAAAGAAGAUUACACAUUUCGAGCAAGAAGAGGACGAAACCUUGAGGGAUGCUUGGGAGAGGUACUCUGAUUACUUUCUUCACUGCCCCCACCACGGGUUUGAGGAACAGUUUCGGAUUGAAACCUUCUACGGAGGCCUAUUGCAAGAAGAUAAGAUCCUCAUCGACUCCUUAUGUCAUGGCAAGGUGAUGAAUAUGGCUCCGCCCCAAAUUACCGAGAUCGUUGAAGAUAUGUCCCUUAGGGGGUAUGAUUGGGGGUUGACUAGAAGUGGAAGAAGAAGCAAUGAAAGGGGAGUGAGAAGCGUGGGAGCGAGUGCUCCGCUUGAGGCAAAGUUGGAUAAGUUACUUGAAGUUAUGCUUGAAGAUAAAAGGCAAGGAAAACGGGCGGUAAUGUUGUGCGACUGGUGUAACACCCUAACCCGGCCGGGUACUACUUUUACUAAAAUGCCCUUGAUAAAGAAAAUACUAAAAUGCUCCUAGAAUCCACCACUUCCACCUCCAAGUUCUCAUUGGUGAUCUGAUAGCAUUUUUUGGCUUGUUGAGUGUUUCCCCUUAUGCAACCCACGAUGCGUCCUGAUGGGAACUUCAGCAUUUGGUGACAAGUGGAGGGAAUCGGUUCGAAGGUUUCUAUAAAACCCCGUCCAAGUAUUGCAUUUAUGGUGAAGGGCAAUCAGCAACAUGAAAGUUUGAUAACACCCAAAUUGUACCAAGUAUUGUGUUGUAUGAUGGACCAUCCUUGCAAGAAAGAGCCUCUGAUGUGCAACUACCACAUGCUCCAACCGUACAUCAAAGACAACUUGGCAUCUAGGAGCCAAUUUCUAUCUAUUAUAUCUAUUUAUUUUUAAAUACAUAGUAUGUUUAAUAAAAUAUCUAUUUGAGG